Messenger RNA from Peromyscus eremicus (cactus mouse), 1022 nucleotides. RefSeq names its product UDP-glucuronosyltransferase 3A1-like. The record is from RefSeq and is a predicted model, not a curated record. The coding region runs from base 1 to 996 and encodes 331 amino acids. The transcript is spliced from 7 exons. Gene Ontology annotation, molecular function: UDP-glycosyltransferase activity. NCBI's taxonomy places the organism in Eukaryota, Metazoa, Chordata, Mammalia, Rodentia, Cricetidae.
AUGUGUGGUUUUAAAGAGGAUAAAAUAUCACAUCAGGUUAUAAACUGGCAUGUGUCUGAAGAUAAGCAAAAGGAAAUUGAAAAUAGACGACAAGUCCUUGCAGAGGAAUUAGUUUAUUACAGGCAGAGAAUUGAUGGAGACAUCCUAAUUGGUGUUGAGUGUUCCAAGAUCUCUCACACUCUGCACUUUGAUUUUGCUCAUCCUGUGCUUCCCAACAUCAUCUAUGUUGGAGGCAUAACGGACAAACCUGUUAGACCAAUACCUCAAGACUUAGAGGAUUUUAUCAUUAAGUUUGGAGACUCAGGUUUUGUCCUUGUGGCACUGGGCUCCUUAGCAACCCAGCAUCAGACCAAGGAACUUAUUAAGGAGAUGAACAGUGCCUUUGCUUGCCUCCCUCAAGGGGUGGUGUGGGCAUGUAAGGAUGCUCAUUGGCCCAAAGAUGUCAGUAUGGCUCUAAAUGUCAAACUCAUGGAUUGGCUUCCCCAGACUGACCUUCUGGCUCAUCCUAGAAUUCGUCUUUUUAUCACCCAUGGGGGAACAAAUAGUCUAAUGGAGGCCAUCCAGCAUGGAGUACCCAUGGUGGGGAUUCCCUUCUUUGUAGACCAACCUCAAAACAUGGUCCUGGUAGAAGCAAAGAAAAUUGGUGUUUCUGUUCAGCUAGAGACACUCAAGGCAGAGACAUUUCCACUUACACUGAAAGAAGUCAUAGAAGUCAAGAGGUACAAGUCUGCAGCAAUGGCCACCAGGGCCAUCAGGUGCUCCCACCCCCUGACACCUUCCCAGCGUCUGGUGGGCUGGAUUGACCACAUCCUACAGACAGGGGGAGGAGCACAUCUCAAGCCCCAUGGCUUUCAACAGCCAUGGCAUGUGCAGAACCUGCUGGAUAUCCUAUUGUUCCUGUUGGGGCUCACUCUGGGCACCUGGUGGCUGUUGAAGAAAAUGCUGGGCUUGUUGCUCAGGUCCCAGGGUGUGGCCAGGAAGGAAAAGAAGGCAUAAUGUUAGGUUUACGUGGGGGAGGAUGU